AGUAAUGUGUAAACACAUUACUUUUUCAUUAUUGCGAUAUUCAAUGAUGAAAAUCAUCUUUAUUUAUAAAGAAACAAUACUAUGAGUCAAGUUGUACGUGUUGGAAAGAUGCAAACUGCAAAAAUCAAACAAUCAAGAAGAUCUGUAUAAUAAAUUUUUUAAAAAUCAACGACUAUUAAUUAAUUAUUAAAGAUUUUUUAAAAAUCGUACAACGAAGAAUUUUAUUGUAAUACAUUUUAUAUUAGAAAAUACUCGAUCAAUCUUUAUGAUCUCAAAGACAACAAAUUCACAUACGAAACAUGGCUACGGAUGGAGAAGAAACGAUACCAGGAUCUCCUUGGUACACGAAAUUCUUCGAAUAUUGGAAGAACAGGAAUCGAGUAGGUCCUGGUAAGGUGGAACUUCCCGAUUGUGAUUUCUUUAACGUCGGACCACGGCGAACUUUGAGGAUUCUUAAACCAACCUUGAAAAGUGGAUGGUAUUACGAGAACACCAACGAGAGGCCGGAAUCCAUCAUCGACAAUUUCUUCACCCGUUGGUCCAGAAGGCCUCAUUCGUCCGGAAACUGUAGAUGCUCGUUUCGACAAUCGAAACGAGUGAGUACAGCCGAGGAACAAAUCAUUUCCGACGAAUUAAAUAGGAUUAGAACUAGCCUUUGCGAGGCAGAGAAAAACGAGCGCGCGAUAGAGGAGCUCGAGCAAAGAGUGUCGGUGAAUUUGCAGAAACUGCAGGUCACUGGUCCCGAGAACGAGCCAAUCAAAGUAGAGGAAAAGAGUGUUCUUGUGACGAACGUGAUCAACGAGAUUAACGAUACAAAGGAUGAACAGACAGAAGAACAAACGAUCAAAAAUAAAAUCGUGAAGGAUCUGGAGAAGUAUAUCAACGUGUUGCUCGAGGAGAUAUUGGAUGAUACGGUGAAGUAUGUCGCAGGCGCGGGCGACACGCUUAUCAAGGAUGUAAGAAGCUCUAAGAAAAAGAACGAUUGUUUGACGUUGCGGCGAUUGAACAAGGAUAAAGAGGAUACGAAUGGAAGGAUGAGAUCGAUGAAUCAGGAAUCCUGUGGCAACGAGGAAUCGUUCAACGAUAUCAGUUUCUCAUUUCAUCCGGAGAGGAUCAAGAAGAACGAGGAGGAGGGAUCGGCGCGAAAGAGCGAGGUGUUGAACGGCGGUAACGAGGGAUACAUGAACCGUGGAUUCAUCGGAUCGAGCAACGAUCCUGAUUCAUUGGACUUCUAUUUGAGACGACCGAUCGGCACGGAAGUUACUCUGGAGCAACUGGAUUGUAUCGAUUCUGGUAUAAACAGCGUAGAAACGAUCGAGUUCCAACCGGAUCAGGAGCCGAGCCUGGAGCAAUCCUUGUUGAAGAUCAUCGACGAGAAGCUCGGUAGAACAGCUUUGAGGAACAGUUGGGAAGACUUGAGUACAGAUGGUCAGGGAAACUAUGCUCAGGGCCAGCCGACAAAGAGAACGAACGAGAUGGUUAUUCCAAGAAGUGGAGAGCAGCUGAGCAACGAUCAAGGCACCGGGAGAUCGGAGGUCACCGGGAAGAAUGAUGCGGAAAGGAGCGAGCCUCAGGAUUCGAGCGUUCAAACCACCGGUGGGAUCGAUAUCUCGACGGAUAAUCUCGAGAGUGGCGUGCCCGCGGUAGAUCUGAAGGAGCUGGGGGAAACUGUUAACGAGCCCAGUUUCGAGAAACUGCGGCUGGAAUUCAAGGACAGCAGCAACGAGUCGUCCUUCAGGGCCAAAAAGGGUAACGCGAUCGCGAUGCUGCGAGAAAAGUUCACCGCGAAUCCGAUCGACGAGCCUGACCGAUGCUCUUUGGAAAAGUGCAGCUGGAACGAGAAAAUGGGCACAUUCGAGAUGAAGAAGGAAGCCGUGUCCAUCGAGCUCGAGGAUUACAGGAAGACGUGGCCGAACAUCGAGGAAAGCGCCACUUCGACCUGUUACGAGCAAAAUCCCCGGGAUCUGAUCACGUUUCGGAAGAACCGGAAGCCGAUGAUCGUAUUUUUGCACGGAUUUGGAUCAUCGGCGGAUAUCUUCGAGCAUCAGCUUCAAUAUUUCUCCUCUUUGGGCUAUCCAUGUAUCGCGCCUGAUAUGCUGGGACAUGGAAUGAGCUCGGCACCUGAUCGAUCCAGGGAUUAUCAUUUUAACAAGCUGCUCAAGGAUUUGGAUACUAUAUUGUGUCAUUAUGCUUUCAAACCUGGCCAGAAAUGUGUCCUGGUUGCACACAAUUAUGGAUGCAGUUUUGCGGCUGCUUUGGCCUGUAAAUACGACAGUAGUAUUCAUCAGCUAGUUCUGAUAUCAGGAGGUGGCCCAACUCCUUUAGCAGCGCCUAGUACUGAAAGUGCUGGCCACUGUUGCCUCAGAGCUGUCUUGACGCCUUUUUUAAUGUGUGGCCUUCACAGAGAUAUAUUAUAUUCUGCAAGGGGUCGUCAGCAUCCUUAUUGUGGCCCCGAACCAUCUGAACAAUGGCCUUCGCACAUGAAAUACGUUUUGGACGGCAUGGUUUGGCCGGAAGGAGACUACGUGUUCCAUAGAAGGAUAUGCACGCCGACACUUCUCAUACAUGGCUUAAGGGAUAACAAAGUGUCGCUCGUGCAGGAAUGCCAAAUGGAAAGGACUAUGGUGAAAGUUUUCCUCGAAGCGAUUCCAACUGCUGGCCAUACACCUAUGACUGAUUGCCCAGAGCAAGUCAAUCAUAUGAUACAUUGUUUCAUAGAUUUGUGGAAAAAUAAAAAAUGGUAGCGAUAAAAUAAUUAAAUAAGUAUGUUUACAAAAAAGUUCGUGGACCAGAUAUUAUAUAUAUAAGAUUAAAUUUAAAUCAAGUUCUUAGUACGGGUAUUUCACUCAUUACAUAUGAAGAAGAAAAAAGUUAUGGUGCCUUAUGCUUAAUCUGCUGCAACGAAUUUAACGCAUCGAAAUAAAAAAAGAUUAAGGUCUAUUGUACAUAAUCUAUAUUUCACAUUGGUGAAAAUUUGUUUGUAUAGAAUUCUAUUUUAUACAAUUGAAAUGAAGUAACCAAGUUUUAUAAUUAUUUUUUUAUAAACAUUUGUUUAAUAUUGUAAAUGAAAAAAAUACCGAUAAGAUACUCGUAUCUGUAAAAUUGUAUAAGUUUGCAGA
Apis laboriosa (Himalayan honeybee) is the source of this 3119-nucleotide messenger RNA. RefSeq lists its product as uncharacterized. The transcript has 3 exons. The record is from RefSeq and is a predicted model, not a curated record. The coding region runs from base 300 to 2744 and encodes 814 amino acids. NCBI's taxonomy places the organism in Eukaryota, Metazoa, Arthropoda, Insecta, Hymenoptera, Apidae.